This is a messenger RNA of Cherax quadricarinatus, 4310 nucleotides long. RefSeq names its product DNA ligase 1 (gene DNAlig1). Gene Ontology annotation, biological process: DNA biosynthetic process; DNA repair; Okazaki fragment processing involved in mitotic DNA replication. The record is from RefSeq and is a predicted model, not a curated record. NCBI's taxonomy places the organism in Eukaryota, Metazoa, Arthropoda, Malacostraca, Decapoda, Parastacidae. Gene Ontology annotation, cellular component: nucleus; mitochondrion. Gene Ontology annotation, molecular function: ATP binding; DNA ligase (ATP) activity; DNA binding.
AUUUAAAAUUGGCGGGGGCGCCAGAUGGCGCCAAAAGUCCGUCAAGUUUUCCCGGGAAAAAGCAUCAGGCUGACUUUGAGUGUUUAUAAUGGUGCAAAAGACCAUUUUAUCGUUCUUCUCGGCUCCGAAGGCAAAAAAGGAGGAGCUUUCAUCUGAGGGAAGUUCACAAGGAACAAGCAAUGAAACGAUGACUUCGAAGAAGGGCAAAGAGUCACUUACCAAGAAAGUGCCACAUAAAGUACGAGUAAUUGAGAGUGACAGUGAAGAGGAGGCAGCAGAGGAGGAAGUUGCUUCUAUAAGUUCUCCACACAAGUCCGAUGAGGAGAAGGAAAACAAGACAAAAAGACCACAAAAUGCUCUGAGUAAGGGGAAGGAAAAAAUUGCCAAGGGUAAGAAUGGAAAGAAGUCUGUUGGCAGGCCACAGAUGAAAAAAGAUACUACCCCAGAACAGAAGACUGAUAAAGAAGAUAUAAAAAAAUCUAAAAGGAAUCAAACCACAAAAAAAUCAAUAACAAAAGUGCCCAAGGAAAGAAAAUCCCAAAAAGAUUGUCCACCAUCGAAAAAAAGGAAAAGUACCGGCACAGAUGAAAAUGAGGAAGGUAACAGAGAGGAAAAAAUGAAGACAGACGCAGGUGGAGAUGGGGAAGAAGACCUUGAGGCAGAUUCCAAUGAUGAUGAUACAUUUGUUGCAGAAAAGGAUUCAGAAGUAGAAAGUCUUAAUGAAACAUUGGAGACAGAAGAUGUAGAUGGAGAUUCAGCAGAUGAUAAGGUACGUGAAAGUAAUAAAGACCACUUGACAAAAAAAGAUGGGAAUAAGGUUAAGAUAGAAGAUAAACUUGCAAAAUUUAAGAAAACAUGUGAAAAUAUAAAAGAGACUACACCAGAGAAGAGUGAAAAUAAAGAUGAGGAAGAUGGGGAUGAUGAAAAGGCUGAUAAGAAGACGUGUAAAGGUAAAAAAGAUCUUACACCAAAAAAAGAUAAAAGCAGGGAUAAGGAAGAUGGCGAUAAAGAUGCAAAGAUUGAUAAGGAAGCACCUGAAGGUAAAGAAGGUCAUAAAACAGGGAAAGGUGAAAAUAAAGAGAAGGAAGCUAAAACAAAAACAAGUUUCGGAGAAACGAACCUCGCAUCCCCAAAUAAAUCAUCGACCUUGUCACAGAGAAGUUCACCUGGCUUUACACCUGACACUGUCCCACCUAUAAGAAAGACUGCUCGUAAGCAAUUGAAACGUAAAAGUGACAGCCUUGAAAGCAAGCAAAUGAGUAUAAUAAAGAAGUUAAAAGGGGAAGAUGAUGGUGACAUUGCAUCAAAGACCAGUAAUGAAGAUGAUAUUAAACCAAAAGAUGAAGAUGUGGAGAGUGUGAAGGAUGAAGAGAGAGAAAUGACAGAUGAUGCUGACAGCCUUGAAAGUGAGGAAAAAUGUUUGGUGAAGGAAGAUGAAGAUGGUGUCAGAUCAGAAACAGUAAUGAUGGGGAGUUUGAAGAAUGAAGUAAAAAAGGAGAAGACAGAAGAUAAAGAGGAGCCAAUGGAGGUUGACAGUAAUGACAGCAAGAAUGAAGACCAAAGUUCAGCCUCCAGCAGACCCAAGCCAAUGGCUAUACACAGCUUUUUCUCUCCCAGAUCAACAGCAACUCCAAAGAAAUCUGCCACAUAUACCAAAAACUCUCCAAAGGGAAAGAAGGUGUCUCCAUCCAAGGAAUCUUCUAAUUUGCUUAAGAAAGCUGGGCCAAGUAGUGCAUCUUCACCCUCAAAGAACCGUAUAGACGAAAACACAUCAGAAGAGGAACACGAUUCCUCUCCACAGAAGAGAGAUCGAUCCCACAAGAAUGAGUCGCCCCUAAAGAGCAAUUCUUCAGAGAAGUCUGAGAAAAAAAAUAUCAUAAAUCCCUUUGCUCCUAAAAUUUCUGGCACUGGUGAUGUGGGUGCCAGCUAUAACCCAGGCAAGAGUAAAUAUCACCCAAUCAAAGAUGCUUUCUGGAGCAGACUAGAAAAAGUCCCAUAUCUUGCUUUAGCGAAGACGAUGGAGAUUAUAGAGAACACCAGUGGGAGACUUAAGACCAUUGAGAUUCUGGCCAAUUUCUUUCGUUCGGUGAUAAUCUUAACUCCCGAUGAUCUCUUGCUGUGUGUGUACCUGUGUCUCAACAAAGUUGCCCCAUCAUUUGAAGGUAUUGAGUUGGGCAUAGGAGAAACGAUAUUAAUGCGUGCCAUAGCUCAGGCAUCAGGAAGAACUGUGGAAAAGAUCAAACAAGAUGCUGAACAGAAGGGAGACUUAGGAAUUGUAGCCGAGCAUUCGAGAUCCAACCAGAGGAUAAUGUUCCAGCCCGCCAAGCUCACUGUCCGAGGGGUGUUCGACAAACUGAAGGAGAUUGCUCUCAUGACUGGCAAUGCUUCACAAAAUAAGAAAAUAGAUAAGAUAAAAGGAAUGUUUGUAGCUUGUCGGUUUUCCGAAGCACGAUACCUCAUUCGUUCCCUGGGUGGGAAGUUGCGUAUUGGUCUGGCUGAGCAGUCAGUGCUUCAGGCUGUAGCUCAGGCUUGCUUCCUCACCCCGCCAGGCCAGGAGUAUCCCCCAGAGGUUAUUGAUGCUGGUGAGGGCAUUUCUGCUGAUAAGUUGAAGGCAAAGAUUGACAACUAUGGGUUGAUUCUAAAGACAACCUAUUGUGAGUUUCCUUCAUAUGAUAAAAUCAUUCCGGUGAUUCUAAGCGAAGGCCUCGAGGAGCUCCCUAACCACUGUCGCUUGACACCAGGCAUCCCACUGAAGCCCAUGUUAGCGCACCCUACCUCAGGGGUGUCGGAAGUUUUGAAACGCUUUGAAAAGGCCAAGUUCACAUGCGAAUUCAAGUAUGAUGGAGAAAGGGCUCAGAUCCAUUUAAAGGAGGAUGGUACUAUAAAUAUUUACAGCAGGAACCAGGAAGACAACACCAGCAAGUAUCCUGACAUUAUUGCCCGCCUCAAGAGUGCAGUUGGAGAUGAAGUAAAAUCUUGUGUGAUUGACUCAGAAGCUGUAGCUUGGGACCGGGAGAAAAAACAGAUCCUUCCCUUCCAAGUUCUAAGCACUCGAAAAAGAAAAGAUGUUAAUGAAAGUGACAUCAAGGUACAAGUUUGUCUGUUUCCUUUUGACUUACUCUACCUGAAUGGCGAAGCUCUAGUGCGUGAACCUUUUGAGCGUCGUAGAGCUCUUUUACGUGAAAACUUCAAGGAAGUUGAAGGAGAGUUUGUGUUUGCCAAAAGCAUGGAUUCAACCAACACUGAAGACAUAGAAGAAUUCCUGGAGGAAUCUAUUAAAGGAAACUGUGAAGGUCUCAUGGUGAAGACCCUGGAGGUGGAUGCCACGUAUGAGAUCGCAAAACGCUCGCAUAACUGGCUCAAGCUGAAAAAGGACUACCUUGAUGGGGUGGGAGAUACAAUAGAUGUUGUAGUGAUUGGUGGCUACAUGGGAAGAGGCAAACGCGGAGGCCAUUAUGGCGGCUUCCUCUUAGCUUGUUAUGACCCAGAUAAUGAGGAAUAUCAGACACUUUGUAAGAUUGGGACUGGUUUCUCGGAUGAAGAUUUGCUGACUCAUUCUACUUUCUUCAAAUGUCAUGUUAUAGAGAAACCAAAGUCUUACUAUAGAUACGACAAUAGCAUCGCUCCAGACAAUUGGUUUGAACCUGUGCAAGUGUGGGAGAUAAAGUGUGCUGACCUCUCCAUAUCGCCAGUACACAAGGCUGCCGCAGGGGUUGUUGAUCCAGAAAGGGGCAUCUCUCUUAGAUUCCCCAGAUUUUUACGUAUUAGGGAAGACAAGACACCAGAGGAUGCUACAAGUUCAGCCCAGAUUGCUGAUCUUUAUAAUAGCCAAGAACAGAUAAAGAAUAAAAAGACUUCAGGAAAAGCAGUUGAAGAAGACUUUUAUUAACUACACUGCUUUAAGUAGAUCUACAUUUAGUUAAGACACAACACAACAAUAAAGAAAAGCCAAGGCAGUCGUACCUGCAUAUAGACAUUUGUUUACUUAUACACUGUAUAUAUAUAUAUAUUUGAAGUAUGCUGUGGUGAAUGCUGUGUGUUUGUAUGUUGUUGGUUUAAGGAAGAAUACUUGUAAAUACUUUCAUUUGUAAGGCUAGUACAAUGAUAUUAUAAUCAAAGACACAAGAAUUAUAGAUUAUUAUUAACUGUGAUUUUUAAUUUUUGAUAUAUGGCAUUUAGGAAUUACCCACUAACAUAAUUUUAAAUAAAAACUACAUCGCCAUGUUGGGCGAGUAAGAGUAUAAUUAAUAAAUAACCUUUAAUGUUGCCUGCACCAAAUUUGUUUUAUGUCCAUUGUAUUCAGAAAAGUG